Molecule: messenger RNA, 4134 nt
Organism: Syzygium oleosum
Lineage: Eukaryota; Viridiplantae; Streptophyta; Magnoliopsida; Myrtales; Myrtaceae
Product: probable leucine-rich repeat receptor-like protein kinase At2g33170
Exons: 3
Coding region: 662-3979 (1105 amino acids)
Biological process (GO): protein phosphorylation
Molecular function (GO): ATP binding; protein binding; protein kinase activity
Source: RefSeq, a predicted model, not a curated record
UAAGGGGGGGAGAGGGAGGAUGAACCAGCAAGCCAAGCCCGACUGCUCCAACUCUUUCUAGAGAGAGAGAGAAGAAAGAGCGAGAGCCCCUCGAGUAGACACGAGCACACGCAUCGCAGAGAGAGGAGAGAGAGAGAGAGAGUAUGAGAUGAAAGGCAUGCCUGGUCGGCCAUUAGAGCUUCUCCGGUUUGCCUAGAGAUCCCUCCUCCACAACCAUCAUUCCCCUUUACCCCCUCCCCCAUACAUUACCAGCAGAGAAAGCUCUUUGCUUUUUUCUUUCCUGGCCUGCAUAGCAAUUUGAGUUCUCUUGUUUUGCUUUGUUUCUGUGGGGGAGAUUUUGGAGGCAGUAAGAUCUUGGCAAAAGGAGAGCUGGGUCUGGUCUGGUUUGUGUCUGGUCUUCUCCCUGUGUUGAGUGAAUUCAAUGCUUGUUGCUUCACGGCGUCACAGAGCGCUCCCGAGGACUUGCUGGUUUGCUGCUUUGCCCCGUCCCUUCUUUGAUGAGUGAUUAGGAGCUUCAAGUCCCGGUGUCUGAAUGCUACAUUGGUUAAAUGCUCCAGCUUGGGAUACAGUUUUAUGAAAUCUCCUUCUGAGUCGAUUCUGCAGGAGGAAUCGUCUAUUGGUGAUAUAAACCCUUGACAUUAUUCCAGUCCAGGUGUUAAGCAUGUCUAGAUUUUUAAAAUCAUGUGGCCUUUCUGGACCAGAGUUCAGGAUUGUUCUACUCGUUGCCUCUCUAAUGGUGUGCAUUACAGCCGGACUGAAUUCUGAGGGGCAGUAUCUUCUUGACAUGAAGAGUAUACUUCAUGAUGAAUUUAAUUUUCUGGGAAAUUGGAAUCCCUCAGAUGAAACACCGUGCAAAUGGAUAGGUGUGAAUUGCACUUCAGAUAGCAGUCCUGUCGUUUGGUCCCUCGAUUUGAACUCGAAGAAUCUCUCUGGGACUUUGAGCCCCAGUAUUGGUGGUUUGAUUCAUUUGACUUAUCUUGAUAUUUCUUAUAAUUCGAUUAGCGGGAACAUUCCCAAGGAGAUUGGCAAUUGUUCGAGCUUGGCGGGUCUUUACUUGAACAACAACCAGUUUGAUGGGGAGAUUCCCGCUGAACUCGUCCAGCUGUCUUCCCUGACAAUCUUGAAUAUAUGCAACAAUAAAAUAUCGGGCCCACUGCCAGAGGAAUUUGGGAGCUUAUCUUCACUAGUUGAAUUUGUGGCAUACACUAAUAAUAUCACUGGUUCUUUGCCUACUUCGAUAGGAAACCUCAAGAACCUGAGGACAUUCCGAGCUGGUCAAAAUGCAAUUUCUGGUAUCUUACCGCCUGAAAUUGGUGGAUGCACAAACUUCCGGUAUCUUGGUGUUGCCCAAAAUGAGAUUGGAGGGGAAUUGCCAAAGGAACUUGGGAUGCUUGGAAGCUUGUCUGACUUGAUUCUUUGGGAUAACCAGCUCUCAGGAUAUAUUCCUAAAGAAAUUGGAAACUGUACCAACCUUGAGACGGUUGCCCUUUAUGAGAACAGCCUCGAGGGUCAGAUCCCUUCCGAGAUUGGGGACCUCAAGUCUCUGAAGAGGUUGUACCUGUACAGGAAUCAGUUGAAUGGAACCAUCCCGAGGGAAAUCGGGAAUUUGUCAUUGGCAACAGAAAUCGAUUUUUCCGAGAAUUCUUUGUCUGGUGAGAUCCCAUCUGAAUUCAGCAAAAUUAACAACCUGACCUUGUUGUUUCUUUUCCAGAAUCAGCUGACGGGUGUUAUACCAAAUGAGUUAAGUGGCUUGAGGAACUUGACCAAGCUCGACCUGUCCAUUAACAAUUUAACUGGUCCAAUUCCAUCCGGAUUUCAGUAUUUAUCUCGGAUGAUUCAGUUGCAGCUCUUUGAUAAUUCCUUGACUGGUGCUAUUCCUCAGGGGCUGGGGAUUUACAGUCCACUUUGGGUGGUUGAUUUUUCCGAUAACCGCCUUUCUGGAAGGAUUCCUCCUCAUCUUUGUCGACACUCCAACCUCAUUUUGUUGAAUCUCGAGUCGAAUAUGCUUUACGGGAACAUUCCUGCUGGAAUCCUGAACUGUAACUCGCUGGUUCAGCUUCGUCUGGGUAGUAACAUGCUCACGGGCAGCUUUCCUUCAGUGAUGUGUAAACUGGAAAAUCUGUCUUCCAUCGAGCUUGGCCAAAACAAAUUCAGCGGUCCAAUUCCUCUAGAGAUUGGGUCUUGUCGGAGGUUGCAGAGGUUGGACCUUUCGGGAAAUUUCUUCGCGUCUAACUUGCCAGGAGAGAUAGGAAAUUUAUCUGAGUUAGUGUUCUUUAAUAUCUCAUCCAAUUCUCUCUCUGGACAAAUACCCCGUGAAAUUGUCAACUGCAACCUGCUUCAGCGUCUUGAUCUCAGCCAGAACAGCUUUGUGGGUGAUUUACCAGCAGAGAUUGGAACUUUCUCACACUUGGAGCUUCUCAGGUUGUCAGAUAAUAAGUUCUCUGGAAAUAUACCUUCGACCUUAGGGAGUCUCUCCCAUUUGACUGAGUUGCAAAUGGGGGGCAACAUGUUUUCUGGUGAAAUCCCUUCAGAGUUAGGUUCCAUCUCAAGCUUACAGAUUGCAUUGAAUGUCAGUUACAAUUCACUAACUGGGAAAAUACCGCGACAGCUUGGAAAUCUUAAUCUACUCAUGUACCUCCUGCUCAAUAACAACAAUUUGACUGGUGAAAUACCUAGCUCAUUUGAGUACUUGUCUAGCCUACUGGUGUGCAAUUUUUCAUACAAUGAUCUCUCUGGGCCUUUACCGUCCGCGGCACUUUUUCAGCACAUGCCCAUCAGUAGCUUUAUAGGGAACAAAGCACUCUGUGGCGAGCCGCUUGGCAAUUGCAAUGAGAACCCAUCUUCUCAAUCCAUCCCACCUUUGACAAGUGUGGAUGUUCCAAAGGGUAAAAUUAUCACUAUUGUUGCGGCCGUUGUAGGUGGCGUAUCUCUUUUGUUAAUAGCUGUUAUAAUUUAUUUCAUGAGACGGCCAUCUGAGACGGUUGCUUCCAUGGAGGACAAGGAGUCGCCUUCUCCGGAGAAUGAUAUAUAUUUUCCUUCAAAGGAGGUAUUUACAUUCCAAGAUCUGGUCGAGGCUACGAAUAGUUUCCAUGACAGCUAUGUUGUUGGAAGAGGCGCUUGUGGAACAGUUUAUAAGGCAGUCAUGAAUUCAGGACUAACAAUGGCCGUGAAAAGGUUAGCCUCAGAUAGGGAGAGUAACAACAUUGAGAACAGCUUUCGUGCAGAGAUUUCAACUCUUGGAAAGAUCCGGCAUCGAAAUAUUGUGAAGCUGUUUGGUUUUUGCUAUCACCAGGGCUCGAAUCUGCUUCUGUAUGAGUACAUGGCGAAGGGUAGCUUGGGCGAAUUGCUUCAUGGUCCAACAUGUCGCUUGGACUGGCCAACUCGGUUCUGCAUCGCUCUUGGCUCUGCUGAAGGCCUUGCCUACUUACAUCACGACUGCAAACCUCGGAUAAUCCAUCGCGAUAUAAAGUCUAAUAACAUUCUUCUUGAUGAAAAUUUCGAAGCCCAUGUUGGUGAUUUUGGUUUGGCGAAAGUCAUCGACAUGCCUCAGUCAAAAUCAAUGUCAGCUGUUGCAGGAUCUUACGGAUACAUUGCACCCGAGUAUGCGUAUACUAUGAAGGUCACGGAGAAAUGUGACAUAUACAGCUAUGGAGUUGUUCUACUUGAGUUGGUCACCGGAAGGACUCCAGUUCAGCCGCUGGAUCAAGGAGGCGAUCUCGUCACCUGGGUAAGACAGUACAUUCGGAAUAACUCAUUUUCCUCUGGCAUGCUUGAUGCUCGGUUAGAUCUGGAGGACAAAGUCACCGUCGGCCACAUGAUUACCGUCCUUAAAAUCGCUUUAUGGUGCACGAAUUUGUCUCCUCUUGAGCGGCCUUCAAUGCGGGAAGUUGUCUCAAUGCUUAUCGAGUCAAAUGAGCGGGAAGGGAACCUUAUUUUGUCUCCGACUUAUGAUUCUUGUUCAAAGGACAAUCCUUCGUGAAGGUAUCUGAUUCUCCGCCAUGGGUAUUAGAUGGAAUGAUUCUUUUCUCGGUGCUUAUUCUUCGUUUUUCUACAUGAAUAGCUAAAUGAGAAUACCAUGUAAAUUUUACUGAGCAAAUAGCAUUAGUGAAAUCAUUUAAUGUUCACAUCACAUAA